Lindgomyces ingoldianus is the source of this 876-nucleotide messenger RNA. RefSeq lists its product as uncharacterized. NCBI's taxonomy places the organism in Eukaryota, Fungi, Ascomycota, Dothideomycetes, Pleosporales, Lindgomycetaceae. Bases 1 to 876 code for a protein of 291 amino acids. The record is from RefSeq and is a predicted model, not a curated record. The transcript is spliced from 10 exons.
AUGGGUCUCGCAUUCUACAAACAAGAGAGUCGGAGACCAGGCGGUCCGAGCUUGGAACCCGAUCGCUUAGAUAUAUGUGUGGGAGCCCGUUCUCCCACGGCUUCAACAAAAUUUAGAGCAUGGAACUUGGAGACCAUGGGCUCUACGAAAAUAAAAUUAUCCAACUGGCAAGCUCAUGCUCCGAGUUUGACUUCGAGAAUCCCAAAAAACAGAGUUCAGGGGCCAGAAUGUAGGUUGGAAUCAAUUCCCGGGAACUGCUCAUUCACAAUCUCCAAACUGACUGAUCCCCGUUUGCGCCACGAGCUCCAAAAACCAUUUAAACUGAGAAAAUAUGGAUCCGUUAGGCUGGCUGGUGACCUCAACUUGAUAUCUCUGGGGAGAGCUGGAACAUCCAAGAAUGCAGUCAAGAAUACCCGAAUGGGAGCUUCCGUGUUCCAAAAGCAGAAGAAGACGCAAAAUAAUGAGUGGAACGUUGGCGAUAUUCGUCGCGGAUUUUAUCUGCCAGACUGGAUUAGGAAUUUAAAUUUCGACCUCGGACGAGAACAACAUAUGGGAUCCUUUCCUAUAGUUACACAAGCGCCUUUUUCCGAAUUUUAUGACAUUCUUCCGUUAUGGAACUCUCUCCUUUCAAUGGCCAUUACACUAUCCUCUAUGGAGCAUUCGAGGGUACUCCAGAAUGUAUUUAAGAGAACAAUUUCUCUCUCUGCCGAGGCCAAGAGUGAAUCGGAGAAAAAGCCAUGGAUCGCAUGUCUGGACCAAGCGUACAAAAGCAGACGAACCCCUCGACAAUAUACCGCAUGCUCACUGAAGGUUCUUCGUGCAACUGCCCGGGGAUUAAACACAACGAAAAGAUGCUCGAGAAGAAAUUGGAGUUAA